Messenger RNA from Myotis brandtii (Brandt's bat), 3650 nucleotides. RefSeq names its product vesicle amine transport 1-like (gene VAT1L). Bases 31 to 1284 code for a protein of 417 amino acids. Lineage: Eukaryota; Metazoa; Chordata; Mammalia; Chiroptera; Vespertilionidae. Gene Ontology annotation, molecular function: oxidoreductase activity; zinc ion binding. The record is from RefSeq and is a predicted model, not a curated record. The transcript is spliced from 9 exons.
UCCCCCCGCGCCCCCAGUGCCCCCCGCACCAUGGCCAAGGAAGGCGUGGAAAAGGCGGAGGAGACGGAGCAAAUGAUCGAGAAGGAGACAGGCAAGGAGCCUGCGGAGGGCGGCGGCGGCUCGCACCGACUCGGGGACACCCAGGAGAUGCGCGCUGUGGUGCUCGCAGGCUUCGGGGGGCUCAACAAGCUGCGAGUCUCCAGGAAGGCCAUGCCCGAGCCGCAGGACGGCGAGCUCAAGAUCCGCGUCAAAGCCUGUGGUUUAAACUUCAUUGACUUGAUGGUGCGACAAGGGAAUAUUGACAACCCUCCCAAGACUCCUCUGGUGCCAGGUUUUGAGUGUUCGGGGAUUGUGGAAGCUCUGGGGGACAGCGUGAAAGGAUACGAGAUCGGGGACCGUGUCAUGGCAUUUGUCAAUUACAACGCCUGGGCAGAGGUGGUCUGCACGCCCGUGGAGUUUGUCUACAAGAUCCCCGACGACAUGAGCUUCUCUGAGGCUGCUGCUUUCCCCAUGAACUUCGUCACAGCCUACAUGAUGCUGUUUGAAGUCGCCAACCUCCGAGAAGGGAUGUCUGUGCUCGUGCACUCGGCUGGUGGCGGCGUGGGCCAAGCUGUGGCUCAGCUGUGCUCCACUAUCCCCAAUGUGACUGUCUUUGGAACAGCUUCUACUUUCAAGCAUGAAGCCAUCAAAGACUCCGUGACCCACCUCUUUGACCGAAAUGCAGACUAUGUGCAAGAAGUGAAAAGAAUCUCUGCGGAAGGAGUGGACAUUGUUUUGGAUUGCCUCUGUGGGGACAACACCGGCAAAGGUCUCAGCCUUCUCAAACCCCUGGGGACCUACAUUCUAUAUGGUUCAUCCAACAUGGUGACUGGAGAGACCAAGAGCUUCUUUAGCUUUGCAAAAUCAUGGUGGCAGGUGGAGAAAGUGAACCCCAUCAAGCUAUAUGAAGAGAACAAAGUCAUCGCAGGGUUUUCCCUUUUAAAUCUGCUCUUCAAACAGGGCCGCGCAGGCCUCAUUCGAGGAGUGGUGGACAAACUCCUAGGGCUCUACACCCAGAAGAAGAUCAAGCCCACUGUGGACUCCCUGUGGGCCCUGGAGGAGGUGAAGGAGGCCAUGCAGCGGAUCCAUGACCGAGGGAACAUUGGCAAGUUAAUUCUGGAUGUAGAGAAGACCCCGACUCCACUGAUGGCCAAUGAUAGCACGGAGACCAGCGAGGCUGGAGAAGAGGAGGAGGACCAUGAGGGGGACAGCGAGAACAAGGAGCGGAUGCCCUUUAUCCAGUAACCCAGGACCUGGACAGAAGAACGAAGGAUGGUUUGAAAGAAGAGGAGCCACUGAAGAAAGCUCUUCUGUGCCCCAGUGAACAAAUGCUGUAGUCCAGUGCGUGUUGUGUUUGUCUGCAGUCAGCUGAGCUAAAAAGCUUUGAUCACUGUUGUUUUUUGAAAUUAAGUGCCAACCCCAUUCCAUGCAGUGUUAUGUCCCUUCCCCUCUGUGUAUUACACUCUCCUAUCUCCUGUUUCAAAACCAUCCAUCUUUGACUCCUUCUCGAUGGUUCUAGAACAGUCUGAUUAACACAAGCCCACAGGCCCCAUGCCUAGGAGACUAGACAUGGGCAAAGACAAGUUUGGAUUGAAAGGUGUCAUCACAGAGCACUAUCCAGAUCCUAGAAUUCUUCAGGCCAAUAACACUUUUCACUGCCAACCACCCAUGCCUCUGAUGAGAGCACUUGCCGAUUUGGCUGGCAGAAUGAGAAUAGGCCAGAUGAUUUCAUGAGCCCAUAGAUUUAUGAUCUCUUCGAAUAGUACUUUCCCUCUCCCCCAACUUCCUUCAACUGCUUUAUGGUCAGAAGGUUGAACUGCUGUCCUCCCGCCCUCUGAUGCUCAAUCCCUUCACUGGUUCUUAUCCAUAAACACAGGGAAACAGAUGUGAAGUUUUCAGGAUAAAAGAUGGGUCAACAGCAUGUGUUUGAAGACCAGCCACAGAGAUUUCUUUCUGAGACCACAUCUCAUGAGCAAAAUCCUCUCCUCUCUACACCACAUACUGUAUUUUAGUUUUAAGAAAACUCACCACAUGUGAGUCUAUUUCGGAAAUCAUUACUGAGAAUCACCUGUGUUUGCACACUUGCUUUUGGUAUUACCAAUUUUGCUACAUUCAUUUCCUAGAAGUGAACAGCCACGUUUACCGUGGAUCCCCCAAGGAAGACCUCCGUGGUAGACCAUAUUUGGGGAAAAAAAAUCAAUGAGCAUCCUUUUACUUGCCAAAGCAUGUUCCAACAUGUAACAAAUUCUAGUGGUAUAAGAAUUCAGUAUCAGAUGCCAAAUAUGUGGUUCCUCUCCUCUGAAAUAUAAAAUUAUGCUGCAGAUUCUUUGCAGGGACCCUGCAUUGAGCAAACUGGGGACCAAACUCUUUGAUUACACACCUUUGUUCAAUUUUCCAGCUCCUACUUCUAAGAAACCCUGCCCUUGGCCCCACCCGACUUGGCAUGGCUGAGGUGAACAGUUCCCCUGCAGGAAGAGAAAGAGGCUCAAUGUCUCCACAAGGGGGCUCCGCAUUCCCUCCUCCCAAAAGGGUGACUCCAUUCCUCCUAAACCAAACUGGGAACACAAGAAGCCCACAGGGUUAGCACCCAGCUCACUUUACAUUCUGGAAGAUAUUGGGGGGCGGGGGGGUCCACAUUGCCCGAUCUCUCCACCAACGAGCCCUAAGGGUAGACCAACUCUUCCUCAACGUGAUGAAAAAUGCAUUUCAGCAAUUACCUAUUUUCAUUUUCAGUCCUUUUGUAACAAAUAUUUAUCUGAGGGGAGAGUCUCUCGUUGUGAAUGUCCAUGUGAAAUAUGAAGAAAGGGUGCUGCCAUCUCAUGUGAAGAGAUGAGAGUAUCUCAAAGAGGACACAACAUCCUCUUCUCCCUGUACCCCAGGACUCCCCAGCAUCCCAGUUCUGUGCCAUUUAGAGAGAUGAUGUUGAGAUGUUAUCCCAACACCUUUGCCAAAUGCUGCAUUUUUGGUCAUUCUUCCUCCCACAACCAAGUUGACAAUGGGGUCUUAAGAAGACCAUUUCUUCCAUUUUGUCCAGCUACCCAAGUGACAUUCUGGUGAGCUGGACAGAAAUGGCAUUUUCUAGGGCUGGGGGAGCAAAGAGCCACUGGCCGUAUGAGGGCUCUCCUCGGCCAGGUGAGUGGGACCCCACAUUCUUGUUACAUCCAGAGGAGAAGCCAAAAAAGUAAUUCCUCCCCAAAUCUAUUUUCUCAACUAGCAAGAUUAAUAGAAUAAUCACAAAAAAUGCCAGUUGGUUAAAAAAAAACAACCCUUCUGUCUCCUCAGAAUACAGAAUGAGAAACCUAGAGUUUGACCAAUAUGAUCAAUUAAGUGCCACGAAAAACAGGAAAACAAGAGAAUCAAAACGAUCUGUGUAUUGCACUCUCAUCCCAAGCACCUUCUUUCCCCUCAUGUGAUGGUUUUCUGAAGGAGGUUUAAGAAGGUAACAGUUUGCCUUAAAGGAACUGUGAAGGCUUCUCUGUAAUCUAAGCAUGAUUGGAGAGAAUUGCAACAUUGUCUAAUGUAUUUGUGGCUUUAGAGCUUUUGUUAUAUUGUGCCUACAAAGCAAAUUAUGUUUACACAAAAAUAUAAAUAAAGUAUUCAGCAUAGCAUAA